AUGAGCACAAGACGUCCGAGACGACUCCUGGCUGCUUAUCUCAAGAAGCUUGAAGAAGAUAGUAGACGUCUCCAAGCAAUAAGCACGCAUAACCAAACCCCAGAGACCGAACCAACGUUUACCCCGUUUCAUAACCAAAAUACCCAAGACGAAGAUGAGCCUCCAUCGCUCUCAAAAGAGGAGAGUAAUCUGUUCAACCCACUCUUCGACAGGCAGCCCGAAAAGCCUAUACAAGAACGAUCCUCAGAGCCGGGUUUCAUCGGCGAAGCUUCAUGCGCUGCAUUCAGCAACAGAUUAUUAUCAUGUCUCGACGACACCUAUACCCCAUCAACGGCUGGUCUCUCAAAUUAUCACCGCCUCAGCACAUACGGAAGAUUAUCAACAGACAAAGGCGCAGAGUUUCCCGAACGAAUGCACGUCAAGCUACUUCUCAACGUGGCUCGACGGUUUAUAGGCAACUAUCAUCCUUUGUUUCUCGAGGUCACAUUCAUGAAAGAAAUUGAUGCUGUUUAUCGAAGAGAGAUUAUGCCUUCGACAUUAUGGCUUUGCAAGUUUUAUGCUCUCAUGGCUUUGGGAGAGAUUUAUACUCAUAGGAGAGGAGUUGGUGACAAUAAUAGAGUUCCGGGUACUAACUACUAUGUCAGGGCAGUGAGCUUACUACAGGAGAAUCCAGACUAUUACGAAGAACCCUCCUUGAUGCAAGUGGAGGUUCUAACACUCCUGGCUUGGGCAUCCAACAUCUUGGGCCGUAUACGAACUGCAUAUUGCUACAGUGGAAUCGCCAUGCGUCUCGCCCAAAGUCUAGGAAUGCAUAGGUCCGCAUCGAGACAUACGACGCUUACACCCGUCGAGCGAGAAAGUCGCAGACGAACGUGGUGGGUGCUAUACUUCUUUGAUCGCUUCUCAGCCUCCAAGCUUGGCCAGCCCAUCACUAUACGGGACGAAGAUAUCGAUGUUGAGAUGCCAAGCAUGGAAGGCUUGACAAGGGAAGAGAUGGCGGAAUUCCUUGACCCGCAGAAUCUAAUAAUUAAUAUCAAACUAGCAAGGAUUAUUGGCAAUAUCUUGACGCAUAUCUAUGGCAUACCCAAAGCUACAAACGGUCUUUAUAUACAUCAAGUUCACGGCAUACUGAAGCAGCUUCGAGCAUGGCACGACGAUCUACGCUCUGACAUGCGAGUCAAAGAGCGUGGCACUCCCCGCCCAGUUGCAAGUCUUCAUUUGGCAUAUAACCAGUGCAUCAUACAAACCACCCGCCCUGUUCUUCUCCACCUCUUCAAGACGCAGUUCCAACUCGGCACUCGAGCUCGAGGUGAUGCAUCGCCCCGACAAAACGUCUCGUCAAUCACGCUUGCGCUGGCAGAGAGCUGUGUCAAUGCAGCACAGGCGUCAAGUCGGAUAGUCGAAGGGCUCUUUCUCGAUGGAUCGAUAGCGACUUUCGGAUACUGGGAUGCCCAUCAUAUCUUCUCCGCGGCUAUGGUUCUCAUCAUGUCUGCUGUGAUGAAACCCACAGCUGUUAACUCUGAUCAUCUCGAGACUUUGCUGAGUGUUUUAAGAUCACUGAAAAACGACGGCAACAUACCCGCCGUUGACUUUUGUGAAAGGCUAUCGCAUAUCCAAGCCCGUGUAUCGUCUUUGAGAGCAAUAGGUCGCUUAGACGGCAUGAGCUUCGAUAGACCUCUUGCCAGAAAACAGGCAUCUACUGAUAUGGCUGAAGGGGGUUUAGGAGCCUCUACAACUUCAGAACAACCUUUUCAAACACCUAUGAGCAUGGAUAACGGGUCUGGGAUGUGCGACUCGGGGAUUAUUGACUAUGAAAAUGUUGAUGUUCUUGGGAAUCCACUUAUUGGUAGCUUUUUAGAUGGGAAUCAAGUGCAGUGGUUAGAUGUUUUGUUUGCAGAGGACGGGACGUUGAAGGAAUUUGCUUCUGAUAUUGAAGAGCCUUUCUUAUUCAGGUAG
This is a messenger RNA of Fusarium sp. VM40, 1956 nucleotides long. Lineage: Eukaryota; Fungi; Ascomycota; Sordariomycetes; Hypocreales; Nectriaceae. The record is from the annotation of a GenBank genome assembly.